Molecule: messenger RNA, 1026 nt
Organism: Opisthorchis viverrini
Lineage: Eukaryota; Metazoa; Platyhelminthes; Trematoda; Opisthorchiida; Opisthorchiidae
Exons: 3
Coding region: 1-1026 (341 amino acids)
Source: RefSeq, a predicted model, not a curated record
AUGAGUUUGUUGCACAACAUUAUGCGCCAGAAGCUCCAAACUAAACCAGAUGGCUCAGGCCCAGAUACCUUUGUGGAGUAUAACUCUCAUGCAAAACAGCUGAGCAUGCCACCAGAUGCUGUGGAUGCUGCGUCUGAGGCGGUUGCAACGUUCUUGCCAUUAGGAUUAGACACCACAACUACCAAGGUACCACGUUGGCAGGAGGAUCUGCACCGCGAUGUUGAUUACUACGGAACUGUUUUCGGGCUGGGUAAGCCUCUAUGGUUCAGUCGAGCAGACCUCACGUCCAACUCACCAAAUAUCGUGACAACCAAUGAUCUAACCACUUUUUCGAAUUCCGUCGGUCUAGCCUGGUGGUGUCGCACAUUACGACGACAGUGUUUGCGGAUCGUGUUGUCGAAGCUCAACCUAGGGUAUCGCACCCCGUUAGCUGAAGGAAGUCAUGGUCAGGCUAAUCGAGGGGCAUCAUUACAGACACCUACAACUGCCAAAAUCAACCUGUCAAUAAGGACGUCGGAUAAACAGUCAACUGUCGGGUUGACUGAGAGUGCUAAUGAACCAGAGAUAAAGAUAUCUCUCCGUUCCGUGUCUGUGUACCUUAUCACUCCACACCAAAAGAUCCAAGUGAAUCCGCUACUACACCUGAGUGGAGGCAAAGGCACAUCUGACUUCAUAGAUGUUAGCAUUCUCAUUUCACCACUGGGACGUCGGGAGCUGAUAGAGCGUCCAAACGACAAGGCCGAAUUUGCUGCCAAUGGUGAGGAAGCUCACGUGUAUACCUAUGCACGUGAACGUUUUGAAAUGGGUGUGGAUCUUGCCUCGAACCCAACCAAUCCUGCACCGCAAGUGAGCAAUCGAUUGCGUGGUCGUUAUGGGAACGAACUGGUCCACAAAAUAACCCUAAUGUGCCACUUGUCAUCCGGCGCUACUUUUCACAAGAUGCAAAAAAAGCACACUCUAAGUAGACAACUUAUUAUCCAGCCGAUUCGAAUCAUAUGGUGUUUUAUCGCCAGUCAGCCAAUUUGA